GACGGACUACAGUCUGCAAUUGCAGAACUACAAAGUGCACCCAUGUGGCAGCUAGUGAGCCGAUAUGUGUGUGUGUGUGUGUGUGUGUGUGUAUUUGAACGUGAGACCUUACUAUAACUGACAACUGUCAUUUACCCACUUAACAGUACUGCAGUGAGGAAGAGGUGGCUACACAGCCACAAUGAGGUGGUCCUGCAAUGAGUAUAAAUGCCUGGAGUGGUCUCACUCUCACUUACUGACAGGAUGAACGCACUUCACCAGGUACUGCUUGCUGCAGUUUUCAGCGUGCUGGCAUUUGGUGCCACAUAUGGAGAGGAAAUCAUUCAUGGUAGGAAAGCCAAGAAGAACUCCCUGCAGUACAUGGCAUCAGUGCAGGUCAACAGGAAGCACAAAUGUGGAGGAUUCCUCAUACACGCCUGCUACGUACUCACUGCUGCCCACUGUGAUCACGGGGGGAGCAUGAGCGUGGUCCUCGGGGCUCACAACAUCUCCAGAAAAAAUCUGAUUCGAUAUGAAGUAAAGAAAAUGCACAAACAUCCAUCAUUCAAAGAUCUCAAGACUGGAAAUGACAUCAUGCUUCUGAAGCUUUCCAGAGCAGUUAAACAGAGUAAAUCUGUGAAGACUGUGAAGAUCCCAAACAAGGACAAACCACUGAAGCCAAACACCAAGUGCCAGGUCGCAGGGUGGGGAAAAACUGAAAAACAAAACUCAGUGAACGACCUGCUGGUGACCGAUGUGUCAACUGUAAGUUUAAAACACUGCAGGAAGGAGUGGGCUAAAGCAGACCAGACUAAACUCCCACCCAACGUGCUGUGUGCAGGUGGCUAUGGGACCAAAAGUGGUGCAUGCCAGGGUGAUUCUGGGGGGCCUUUGGUGUGCGGUGGGACAGCAGUGGGCAUCGUCUCCUUCAAUUUGAAUGGAAAUUGUGACUAUCCAAAUGUGCCCAAUGUCUACACUAAGAUUUCAAAGUUCACAACCUGGAUUAAGAAAAUAAUCAAGAAAGGUGCUUAA
Colossoma macropomum (tambaqui) is the source of this 1011-nucleotide messenger RNA. Its product is annotated as granzyme B-like. The coding region runs from base 208 to 1011 and encodes 267 amino acids. Gene Ontology annotation, biological process: proteolysis. NCBI's taxonomy places the organism in Eukaryota, Metazoa, Chordata, Actinopteri, Characiformes, Serrasalmidae. The transcript has 5 exons. Gene Ontology annotation, molecular function: serine-type endopeptidase activity. The record is from RefSeq and is a predicted model, not a curated record.